AUGAAGCGGCAGAACCUGCGCACGGUCUCGCUGAUCCUCUGCAUCUUCUCCUACCUGCUGGUGGGCGCCGCCGUGUUCGACGCGCUGGAGUCGGAGGCCGAGAGCGGCCGCAGGCGGCUGCUGGAGCAGAAGCGGGGCGAGCUCCGCAGGAAGUACCGCUUCUCGGCCGACGACUACCGCGAGCUGGAGCGGCUGGUGCUCCAGGCCGAGCCGCACCGCGCCGGGGGGCAGUGGAAGUUCGCCGGCUCCUUCUACUUCGCCAUCACGGUCAUCACCACCAUCGGUUAUGGACAUGCUGCCCCGGGCACAGAUGCUGGCAAAAUUUUCUGUAUGUUCUAUGCAGUCCUUGGUAUCCCCCUCACACUGGUUAUGUUCCAAAGUCUUGGGGAACGCAUGAACACUGUAGUCCGGUUACUGCUGAAGAAAAUAAAGAAGUGUCUGGGCAUGAAGAAGACUAAUGUCUCUAUGGAAAACAUGGUCUUAGUAGGCUUCUUGUCAUGCAUGGGGACACUGUGUGUUGGAGCAGCUGCCUUCUCUUAUUUUGAGGGCUGGACCUUCUUCCAUGCCUAUUAUUACUGCUUCAUAACCCUGACCACUAUUGGCUUUGGCGACUUUGUAGCUCUGCAGAAAAACGAAGCUUUGCAGAAGAAGCCACCAUAUGUGGCUUUCAGCUUCAUGUACAUCUUGGUCGGUUUGACUGUGAUUGGUGCUUUCCUAAACUUAGUUGUUCUUAGGUUUUUGACUAUGAACUCGGAAGAUGAGAGGCGGGAUGCAGAAGAGAGGGCAUCCCUGAAGAGAGUCAGGAACAACAUCCACCUGAAAGCUAAGGAAGACAGUAAGAACAGAGAUGCUAUUUUUCUACCCAUAGAAGACAGGACAAGUCAAAUGAACCUCAUCCCACUGAUGCAGGAAGACGCUGAUAGACCAAGACAUCACUCUUCAAACUCCACCACCAGAGUCCCUUCCUUGUGCACGUGUUUGUGCUACAGACCACGGCUGUGUGGGAGCCCUGUCCCUUCCCAUCCAGAGACCCUCAGCUGCCACACCAAUCCUGUUUACUAUAAUUCCAUUUCUUACAAAAUUGAUGAGGUCUCCCUGAGCACGAGGGAUCCCACUGGCGUCUCCUCCCCUGGGAGCACUUUAUCAUCCAACAGCCCCCGCUGCAGGGAACACCACCGCUUGCGAAGGAAAUCCAUCUAAAUGUGCAUGCUUUUUGGGAAUUUUUAUUCUGAACUGUAUUCUACUACUGAAGUCAUAUUUUGAUGAUAAAUUAUUA
This is a messenger RNA of Chelonoidis abingdonii (Abingdon island giant tortoise), 1276 nucleotides long. It is a transcript of the gene KCNK15, whose product is annotated as potassium two pore domain channel subfamily K member 15. The record is from RefSeq and is a predicted model, not a curated record. Gene Ontology annotation, cellular component: plasma membrane. Gene Ontology annotation, molecular function: outward rectifier potassium channel activity; potassium ion leak channel activity. NCBI's taxonomy places the organism in Eukaryota, Metazoa, Chordata, Testudines, Testudinidae. Gene Ontology annotation, biological process: potassium ion transmembrane transport; stabilization of membrane potential.